Notothenia coriiceps (black rockcod) is the source of this 810-nucleotide messenger RNA. Its product is annotated as nuclear valosin-containing protein-like. Gene Ontology annotation, molecular function: preribosome binding; ATP binding; ATP hydrolysis activity. Lineage: Eukaryota; Metazoa; Chordata; Actinopteri; Perciformes; Nototheniidae. The transcript is spliced from 7 exons. Gene Ontology annotation, biological process: ribosome biogenesis. Gene Ontology annotation, cellular component: nucleus. The record is from RefSeq and is a predicted model, not a curated record. Bases 218 to 694 code for a protein of 158 amino acids.
AAGAAAGGGUUGAUGUUAAACUCCUGCUUGUGUUAAUUGAUGCCUGUGUGUGCAGUAUGUUGGUGAGAGUGAGCGGGCUGUCAGACAGGUCUUUCAGAGAGGACGCAAUUCGGCUCCGUGCGUCAUCUUCUUCGAUGAAAUUGACGCGCUGUGUCCGCGCCGCUCAGGACACGAGUCAGGAGCCAGCGUGCGGGUGGUCAACCAGCUGCUUACAGAGAUGGACGGCUUGGAGACCAGACGGCAGGUCUUCAUCAUGGCUGCCACCAACAGACCAGACAUCAUCGACCCUGCCAUACUGAGGCCAGGCCGGCUGGAUAAGACCUUGUAUGUGGGUCUGCCUCCUCCAGCAGACCGCCACGCCAUCCUGCUCACCAUCACCAAGGGAGGGACCAAACCUCACCUGGAGCAGGAUGUCAGUCUGGAGGAGAUCGCCUUCAACGAGCGCUGCGAUUGCUUCAGUGGAGCUGACCUGAAUGCGUUGGUGAGGGAAGCCUCUGUGAACGCUCUGAGGGAAUACCUGAAGUCCCAGCCUACUACCACGGCUACACCAGGACACACGUUCACUGCUGGCCCAGUGGUUGACAUCAGAGUGAGCAAACUGAACUUUGAAGAUGCCUUCAAGAAAGUUCGUCCAUCUGUGUCCAAAAAAGAGCAGAAGAUGUACGAGCUGCUCAGAGAGUCCCUCAUCAGAUAACUACUGGACCAGAACCACAGUUCAACUUUAGUGAAUAAUUGUAUGUAAUGUAUGUAUACACAUUUUAUUAUGUUGAAUCAUAACUGAUCCCUGCUUUUGUAAUAAAAAGUGUAGAA